Meloidogyne enterolobii is the source of this 1284-nucleotide messenger RNA. Lineage: Eukaryota; Metazoa; Nematoda; Chromadorea; Rhabditida; Meloidogynidae. The record is from the annotation of a GenBank genome assembly.
AUGCGCAAAAUAUUAUUUGCCAUAGGUGUUAUUUUAGCACUUCAAGCAAUUUUGAUUGCCUCGAUUCCUGUCGACAACUCUCUUGUAGGUGAACCCGAAAUAGAAUGUGGCCCAACAUCAAUUACUGUAAACUUCAAUACCCAAAAUCCAUUUGAGGGGCAUGUUUAUGUUAAAGGACUUUUUGACCAGCAAGGUUGCCGUUCAGACGAACAUGGAAGACAAGUAGCUGGUAUUGAACUUCAAUUCGAUACUUGUAAUGUUGCCCGUACUCGUUCAUUGAAUCCAAAGGGUGUAUUUGUGUCAACAACAGUUGUUAUAUCCUUCCACCCUCAAUUUGUUACUAAAGUUGACAGAGCAUAUCGUGUCCAAUGCUUCUACAUGGAGGCAGACAAAACUGUUUCUGCACAGCUUGAGGUGUCCGAAAUUACAACACAAUUCCAAACACAAAUUGUACCUAUGCCUGUAUGUAAAUAUGAGAUCCUCGAAGGGGGCCCAACUGGUCAACCAAUUCAAUUUGCCAUUAUUGGCCAACAAGUUUACCACAAAUGGACUUGUGAUUCAGAGACAGUAGACACAUUCUGCGCUGUCGUACAUUCUUGUACUGUUGAUGAUGGUAAUGGUGAUACUGUCCAAAUAUUGAAUGAAGAGGGUUGUGCUUUGGAUAAAUUCUUAUUAAAUAACUUGGAAUAUCCAACUGAUUUAAUGGCUGGACAAGAAGCUCACGUUUAUAAAUAUGCUGAUCGCUCACAACUUUUCUAUCAAUGCCAAAUUAGCAUUACAAUUAAAGAACCUCACAGUGAAUGUGCACGUCCAAAAUGUGCAGAGCCUUCUGGCUUUAAUGCUGUCAAAGUUGGUGCUGGAGGGGCGGCGGCAGGAGGAGCACCACCUGCCCCAGCUGCAGCAACACCUGCACCUCCCCCUCAAGCUCCAGCACCCGCAAAUCCUAUUUCUGGACGUCGUCCUGCUGCUGCAGCACUUGCCCAACUCCGACUUUUACGUAAACGCCGUUCAGCUCCAGGAGAACAAAUACUUGAUGUUCGUACUGAAUUUAGUGCUCUCGACAUUUCUGACAAGCCCUAUAAUUUGCCUCCUCCUCUUCGCCAUCGUCACUUGUCUGGAGGAUUUUUGGCUGAGCCCCAACGUUCGUUUAUUUCCCAAAGAGGCCAACAAGUUUGUAUGUCUUCCUUUGGACUUUUUGUAUUUCUCGCAAUGGGGGUUGCAAUGGUUGCAGCAUUUGUUGUUAUUGCAAUGUGUACAUUUCGUCCACAAAUAAAACAAUAUUGA